AUGGAAAUCCAGGUUGGCAGCGAGAGCGCGAGAGACCUAAAAAAACAGAUGCAGAGAAUGGAGAUGAUGGAGGAGGAGGAGGGUAAUAGGAAUAGGAAGGGGGAGGUUAGCGUGGAAGAAGGAUAUAGAGAAAACAAGAUAAAGAAAGCAAGGCUGCAGUCGACGCUGGUUGCCCUUGUGGAUGAUCCUAUACUCUCCGAUGUUCCCAAAAACCCAACCUUAUCCGAUGUCGACACCCUCAUCUGCCUCGAAUUGGGCAGCGCCAUGCGCAUCUCUGUCCUCAAGCUGGACGCCACCGCUUUCGAUGUGGCGCUCAUGAAUUCUGCUACCGUCAAGGACCUUAAAGUUGCAAUAAAAAAGAAAAUCAACGACAUGGAGCAAUCCAAGAUGGGUCACCGCCACAUUUCAUGGAAGCACGUGUGGGGGAAUUUUUGCCUCUCAUACCAUAAUGACAAGCUACUUGAUGACAAUGCUGCACUUCAGGAUUAUGGCAUACGCAACAAUUCUCAGGUGCAUUUUGUUCCUUAUGUUGCGCUCAAGGAUUCGCAUAGGCAUUCAAAGAGGAGGAGACACCGCUUCUUUCAUGGCCUUAGCAAGCUUUCUUGA
This is a messenger RNA of Prunus armeniaca (apricot), 606 nucleotides long. Lineage: Eukaryota; Viridiplantae; Streptophyta; Magnoliopsida; Rosales; Rosaceae. The record is from the annotation of a GenBank genome assembly.